AUACUUAAAACUAUUGUAUUAUCGCUAUAGUCUUUUCCCCGCAAGUGACUUUUCCAACACUUAUAUCAUUAGCUUAACCCAAAUAAACAGAGAGAUGUUUGGAGUAAUUGUUCCAGGUAAAAUGGUUCAAACUGAACUUGUCCAAAUAUCUGAAAAUCAAAUAGUCUGCAAUAUUCCUGACCACGAGAAUGUUCAUCACAUUGUCGUAUUUUUGACCGGACAAACACCAAUACCUGACAAUUACGGAGCAGCCAUCUAUCUUAGCUGGCCUGGUAGUGGUUCCGAGCAAAGUUGGACUUUGUUGGGACACGUAACCAAUGAGAAGCCGAGUGCAAUGUUUAAAAUAAGCGGCGUAAAACCGAAAGAAUCGGGUAAUGGGAUGAAUUCUGUUGCUAUGUCGUCAACCUGUGCUCAACUUGGUAUAGCAAUUGAAAGUGCAGCAGAAAUAUAUAAUCAAACUCCGGCUAGUAAUACAGUUCCAUCAAACUUAGCGAAUUUUCAAGAAUUCUCGUUCAAGAUGUGCGAGAACUUAUUUAACUAUAUUUCCUCUUUUAGUAUUAAAAGGGAGCAAAUACACUUUGCAGCAUCAGAGACCUUUGUCCCAAUGUCAGCUCUGCAAGGGUGGUAUAAAAAUUUCCUAAGAAAGAUUGAUAAUGAUCCAAAUUUCUGGAAAUCUUAAAAUACUUCAACAUUAUCAAAUUCAAAGAGAUAUUUUGAACGUUCAUUUAUAAAAACAAUUCAAAAACGAAAGAAAGAAAGAAAAAGACAGUAAAAAGAAAAUAAUUGUUUCUUUUUUAUAAUGUAUCCUUAGUUAAGUAGGUCAUCUUACCUUUAAUUUUGGGUUUUUUUGGUUUGAGAUUCUUUUUUUCUUUUUUGAAGAAAUGUUGAAAGAUUUAAAUUUUAAUAAAAAUUAUUAUAAAUGAAAGAA
Molecule: messenger RNA, 928 nt
Organism: Dimorphilus gyrociliatus
Lineage: Eukaryota; Metazoa; Annelida; Polychaeta; Dinophilidae
Source: the annotation of a GenBank genome assembly